Molecule: messenger RNA, 6119 nt
Organism: Alligator mississippiensis (American alligator)
Lineage: Eukaryota; Metazoa; Chordata; Crocodylia; Alligatoridae
Gene: PIAS1
Product: protein inhibitor of activated STAT 1
Exons: 14
Coding region: 159-2183 (674 amino acids)
Biological process (GO): regulation of transcription by RNA polymerase II; protein sumoylation
Molecular function (GO): SUMO ligase activity; zinc ion binding; transcription coregulator activity
Source: RefSeq, a predicted model, not a curated record
CACUUGCCGACAUAUUGAGGACAUAGACCAGAUCAGAGCUGAUCCCAGGAGUGGUGGUCCUCCACUGGACGGUGUACCUUGCAAGUGGCCCUCCGACGCGGAGUGUUGUACCCCUACAGUAGAAACACAGAAGUAAAGUUAAUUGCCAAAGACCGUCGAUGUCCUGGCUCAUGAGUCAUGACCAAUGCUGUGGCAGAGACCUAUAUAUUAGCGUUACAGCCAAACAAGAAAUAUCAGCUUCGUGUUUACAGCAAAUGGUUAUGAGCCUUAGAGUUUCGGAGCUGCAAGUACUUCUGGGAUACGCGGGGAGGAACAAGCACGGACGCAAACACGAACUGCUCACGAAAGCUCUGCAUUUGUUAAAGGCUGGCUGCAGCCCUGCUGUGCAAAUGAAAAUCAAAGAACUCUACAGGCGGAGGUUCCCUCAGAAAAUCAUGACGCCUGCAGACUUGUCUCUCCCCAGCGUACACUCAAGCUCCAUGCCAGCGACUUUGUCACCCUCUACCAUUCCACAGCUCACUUACGAUGGCCACCCUGCAGCAUCACCCUUGCUUCCUGUUUCUCUCCUGGGACCUAAGCAUGAACUGGAACUGCCCCACCUUACUUCCGCACUCCACCCUGUCCAUCCAGACAUCAAACUUCAGAAAUUACCUUUUUACGACUUACUGGAUGAACUGAUAAAACCUACCAGUCUAGCAUCAGAUAAUAGCCAGCGCUUUCGAGAAACCUGUUUUGCUUUUGCAUUGACACCGCAACAGGUGCAGCAAAUCAGCAGUUCAAUGGACAUUUCUGGGACCAAAUGUGACUUCACAGUACAGGUCCAGUUAAGGUUUUGUUUAUCAGAAACCAGUUGUCCACAAGAGGAUCACUUCCCACCCAAUCUGUGUGUGAAAGUAAAUGGGAAACCAUGUAGCCUCCCUGGCUAUCUUCCACCAACCAAAAACGGUGUUGAACCAAAGCGACCUAGCCGACCAAUCAACAUUACCUCACUUGUCAGAUUGUCUACGACGGUACCAAAUACAAUCAUUGUUUCGUGGACUGCAGAAAUUGGAAGAAAUUACUCCAUGGCAGUCUAUCUCGUAAAACAGCUGUCCUCUUCCGUUUUGCUACAGAGGUUAAAAGCGAAAGGAAUAAGGAAUCCUGAUCAUUCUAGAGCUCUUAUUAAAGAGAAGCUGACUGCAGACCCAGACAGUGAAAUAGCAACAACAAGCUUACGAGUUUCUCUUCUUUGUCCGCUUGGCAAAAUGCGGCUAACUAGCCCAUGUAGGGCCCUGACUUGUUCACACCUACAGUGUUUUGAUGCCACUCUCUACAUUCAAAUGAAUGAGAAGAAACCUACUUGGGUUUGCCCUGUUUGUGACAAGAAGGCUCCCUAUGAGCACCUCAUCAUUGAUGGGUUGUUUAUGGAAAUCUUGAAGUACUGCACAGACUGUGACGAGAUUCAGUUUAAAGAGGAUGGGUCAUGGGCUCCUAUGAGAUCAAAAAAGGAGGUGCAAGAAGUUACUGCAUCUUAUAAUGGAGUUGAUGGAUGUAUAAGUUCUUCCUUGGAUCAUCAGGUAUCUUCUCACCAGCAGUCGAAUAAGAAUAAGAAAGUUGAAGUGAUCGAUCUAACCAUCGAUAGCUCCUCAGAUGAAGAGGAGGAGGAACCGCCUGCUAAGAGGAGUUGUCCUUCCAUCUCUCCUGCCUCACCCCUAAAUAAUAAGAGCAUUUUGAAUUUACCCCACCAAGCAUCUCCCGUUUCAAGAACCCCGAGCCUUCCUGCUGUGGAUACAAGCUACAUUAAUACAUCACUUCUACAAGACUACAGGCAUCCAUUCCACAUGACACCUAUGCCUUAUGACUUGCAAGGAUUAGAUUUCUUCCCCUUCUUAUCAGGAGACAAUCAGCAUUACAACACCUCCCUUCUUGCUGCUGCAGCUGCAGCAGUUUCUGCAUCGGAUGAUCAAGAACUUUUACACUCUCGUUUUUUCCCAUAUACUUCAUCUCAGAUGUUCCUUGAUCAAUUAAAUGCAGGAGGAAGCAGUACACUCCCAGCCACGAAUGGCAGCAAUAGUGGCAGUAACAGCAGUCUUGUUUCCUCCAACAGCCUGCGAGAGAAUCAUGGCCACCCGGUUGCAAAUAGAGGCGGCGCAGACACAGCAUCAAUCUUUGGCAUCAUACCGGACAUUAUUUCAUUGGACUGACUUUUGGACUAAAUGGACCUGUCAGAAAGAGGAGAUCUGUGUGCUUGGUUUUACCUUAUUCUGUUUAGAAACAUAGACAAGACUUUUUUUUUUCCUUUUUUAGGAAAAAAAAAAUUGACAUGUACAGAGAACAAAACUAUAUUUUCAGUUUUACUUUUGUAUAUAAACCUAAGCUGGCCUGACUGGUAAAACGAUGACAAAAAAAUACAAAAAAAAUACAAAAAAUACAAAAAAAAAAAAUCCUUUCAGUUCACUUUUCUGGAUUUUACACCUGCACAUUUAUCCUGUGAGUUACUCCUUUAGUUUGGACACACGUGGCAUUAUUUUCUCCACAGUUAAGCAAGCAGUAAAAGAAUUGAGUAUCUGACAUUUUAAUUUAUAGGAAGUUUUAAAAAAAAAAAUGCCAUUUACAUGAGGUGGUGGAUUCAAAUAUCCCUCAGAUUUUAUUAGGUUUUAUCAGCGUACGCCCUGCCUAGACUGUUCCACAACAUUCCCUGCAUGGGCAGGACAUCACUCCUGGGAGUGUGGUGGGGUUUUUUUUUAAAAAAAAUGUCAUUUCUGGCUCUACAAGCCUUUGUAGCCAGUUGGUCUGUGGAGAUCCAUGUGCCUCCUAACACGCUGGAUUCUCAUCUAGUGGGCCAGUUACUAAGCUUGAUAAAAACUGGGGCUGAAUCAUUACUUUGAGCCUUGCAUGGUCUUCCAUAAGACAGUGUUUUAUAGAAUUGAACCUCUAAUAAAAGCUUUGAUACCUACUCUGCAAAUUUUUAUUUCUGUUAAGUAUGUAAGGCUUCAGGCCACUCAGUACUUAAGCGUGUGUCAGAUUUUAAAUUGUGAAAUUUCUCAUGCGUUUCAAAAUUUGCCAUGCACUGAAGUAGCCUGCUAAAUUGGGGCUUACACUUGUUCCGUAGGGAAUACCUGCUUUUUUGGCCGCAGCAGAUCAAAUUUCUGCUAAAAAUAAACCUGCCAAGCAGAAGGAAGGAAAUAUGAUUUAAAUGCACUAUUGCAUGGUUUGUGCAGCAGCUGACAGUGGUCAUGGUACAUCAUCUUCUUCUGGCUUUACAUGUAUAAAGGUUAACUUAAUGUUGAUUGUUAAACAUAUGAACCCUUUUCCAUGCAAAUCUUAGCCCACUGAACUGUACUGGAAUGUCUGUGUGCAGAAAUCUGCUAGGGUAAGUGGUUACAAUUAUUUUUCUUUUUUUCUUUUUAGCCUCCUGGUUAUUUUGAGUGAUUCCUGGGUUUUCAUUUUUUUGUUUGUUCAUUUUGUUUUGGAGGGUGCCCCCCCACCCCAUGCUUAUAUUGAACCGUGAGCCAUACUUGUUCCCUGAUUUUUCCACCCCCUCCCACCACCACUUUUUUUUUUUUUAAAAGAUGUGCAUGACAUAGGAAACUCUUUUUUAGAACUUCUGGAUCAUUUGAACUGAUCCAUUCUUGUUAAACAGUGAAGCGUGUAAAUAGAGGGAAAGCAGUUUUUCAGGAGAUUCUUUAAAAAGAGAGGGUGGGGAGGGAGGGAGGUUAUUCUAUUGUGCCCAAAGUCUUCAUUAGAGAGCAUUACUAUGUUCUCUGGUGUGAAAAAAAAUAUUUUUUUAGCUAGUUGAAAGUGCAGGUAACAAGCUUAUCAGGAAAGAUAGGAAGGAAUACUAAAAUUAGCAGAUUCCUAUCUGAAUUUUUAUGUCCAGAACUGUUGAUGUCAGCUGGUUGCUUUGAACUUUAACAAAGGCCACCUUUUGCAUAUGAAGUUGUCUCUUUAAAACCUUGCAUUGAUAAAAAAAAAAAAAAAAAAAGAAGAAAAAAAAAAGAAGGAAGAAAAUUACCUUACUCCAAGUAGAAUUAGGUAUUACUGUCUGAUCAGUUGUAUGGUAAAUUGGAAAGCUCACAUGAAUAUGUGGCAUCAAAAUUGUUUUUUAGUGUCUUCACAGCAUCCCUCUGCCACUAAAUAGUUUAACUUGAAUUUUGAAAACAAAAUGUUUUGUGUUUAUAUGUAUAUGUGUGUGUAUAUAUGUAUUUAUAGAUGUGUGUGUGAGUUCAAAGUGAGUUAAAUAGUUUUUCCCAUGCAUGUGUAUUUCAUACAUAUCUGGCUGAUUGAUUGAUAUAUUUAUCUAUCUAUCUACAGAUAUAUAGAUAUAUCUAUCCCUAUGCACCAGGUUUAUAAUUUAUUAAAUGUCAGUAAAAAAAAAAAAAAAAAAGGAAAUAAAAGAAUAGAAACCAGGAAAUACUUCAUUUCUAAAUCGGUCUGAUUUUUGAGGCGAUGAAGCCCACAUUAGAAAUACCAGUUGUUAAUAAAAUGUAGUCAUACAGCUAUUGGGUAAUAAACCAGUCAUUUCAAAGUAUGUGCUUCUGUAUAAUAUCUUGUGUAAAUCUGGAGGAACGUAGAUUCCUCCAGGUUCACACCAGGAGAAGUGGGAUCAGACGUGGUCUCAAUUUCUGAAACUGGUAAUAGGAUAAAAAUAAUGACACUCAGGGGAGCUGAUGGCCACUUUACAUCUGAAUUGUAGCAACAUUUCUACCAAUUGUGUUGCAUUAAAGGUGAGCUGAAAAGCUGCUUUUUUGACCAAAAAAAAAUUAAAUUCUUGGUAAUAUUUGAUUAUGUUGCACAGAAAGAAUCUGAAGUCAUCUGAUGGCACCCUUCCCCUUUCAUUCCUCCAUCAUCUAAAUAAGAGCAAGAGGGCUUCUCAGCUCAGCUUUUUCAUUUUUUUUUAAUCUGGUUCCACAUAGAAGGGACAGCAAAAUCUCUUUAAUCCUCCCGUGUGGUAUUUGUUCUGUACAUGCUUUGUGGGUAUUUCUAUCCCAUGCCAGUACGUUUCGUAAGAUUGAUCAUUUUCUGGAACUUCGCAUUUGAUCGCGGCUAACACGACUUUGUAGAAAUACUCAGCCUGAGUUCUCUGGCAGUUCAUUAUAAAUAACUAUAACCCUCACUUCAUUUGCAUAUUGAUUAAAGGUGCAGUAAAGUAACUCAUUUGUUUUGGCUGGUUUGCAGUAUUGCCAAAUUGACUGUAGAUGACAAGAUGGUAGAGUCUGUAUACUUGUCAGAGUAGUGGUCAUUUUUGUUGGUUUUUUUGGUCCUUCAGUUCUUCCAGUAGAAGGGUAGGUGUGUGGGUGUGCACAUGCUCAUGCGUGUGUCUGUUUGUGUUCUGUUAAUAUUGUGUGGGUACAUAUAGAUACACACAGAUAUGAGGAAAUCAGUGGCAUUUGAGUAGCAGAGAUGAAGUGACUUUGAAUCACUUUUAUGGGCAUUAUUGAAUACAUCCUCUAGGGGGAAAAAAUACACCAUACACGACUAUACCUGAGCAUUAAAAGAUGUCAUAAGUACUUCCAUGACUAUAUAGGCAUUAUUGCAAUUCUAGGCCUGCUCCUUACCCUACAUGGCAAGGAUUCAAUAAGUCCUCUCAAGGAUGGGAUGGCUUGUGGAUUUGCAUUGAACUGUGUCUUGGAGUUGCCUCCUAACUGAAAGCUAAGGACUGUCAGGAGACCGUUGUAAAAGUUAAUCCUUCACUGCGUUAAACAUUUCAGGGUUUUAAAGCACAUUUUAAAAUGUAUUCAGAAAGGAUUUCAUUUUAUCAAUGUAAGUGUUUGGUUUUCUUUUUUUUUAACAGAACUUAGGUUUCUAACAAGGGAGAAUUUCUGGUGGUCCCCAAAAGUGCUGCUGUGAAUUGUUAUAAUUAUCAAAGGGAGAAUGUAUAUAAGCAGAAUAUUAAAAAGUUACCAUUAAUUCCAUGAAUUUAAAUCUGUGAUUCAUUGCCUUAAAACUUUCUCUUAGUUUCCAUAUGGCAUGCCAAACCAGUAAAUGGCUUUUAAAAAUGUAUAGUAGACCAAUGUCAGUUUGUAUAAAAGUACCAAGUGAAAAUAUUUAUUACAUGCAUUGGAAAAAAUUGUUUACCUAUUGAAUGUUACCUGUUUAUGUAGAAAUCUUUAGAUGUAAUAAAAAAAGGCAUUCAGUUA